Paramacrobiotus metropolitanus is the source of this 4490-nucleotide messenger RNA. RefSeq lists its product as uncharacterized. Bases 1833 to 4196 code for a protein of 787 amino acids. The transcript is spliced from 7 exons. The record is from RefSeq and is a predicted model, not a curated record. NCBI's taxonomy places the organism in Eukaryota, Metazoa, Tardigrada, Eutardigrada, Parachela, Macrobiotidae.
GCCUUGCCUUUUCUACGAUUGUCAGGUCCCUCAUCGGCGCCUACACUAACAGCAUAACCUUCAGCAGUCAUGACAGAUGAAGAGGAGCUCGGUUCUAUUGAAAUCACCGAUUCCGAAAAUGAAAGCGAAAACAACGCGCCCUCGGACGUAGAGCCCCAAAGUUCACCCUUGUUAGAAUCGAUAUUUGCACCGGAGCUUGCCGUAUGCGAAGUGACCAUUCAGGACAGAGCAUCAACAACUGGAAACGAGGUGGGGUGCAAAGACGUCGGGGAUAACAAAAACUGCAUGCCGAAGCAAAGCGCUAUAAUCCAUGAAACAGCAAAAGCAUCGCAAACCACCGCACUCGAAGGCGAAAUGCGCAACUCUUUGGAUACAGACGCAACUGAUGACUUACUCGUUGCCGAUUUUAAGGCUGAUGCUCAGCCAAGCACCCCGAAAGGACAGCAGCAGUCCAAAGAAGAGCAGGACUUCGCGAGCCCGCGCACCCUUAAAUUUUCCACGAAACUGGAGGAGGAUGGUGUUGAAGGAUGUCUUUGGCGAUACUCGUUUGGAAGGCCUGUCAUUCUCGGUGACCUUUACGAUAUUCGUACUGAUGCCAUCAUUCCCGGAACAUCCCAAAUGCGCCAAUUAUUUGCUCAGUCGACAAAUCGACAACGCCACAAGCACAGUUUCUGUCGAGUAUUUAAGAACAUGACCUUACAUGAAAAGCUGUUAAAAAUGGGAAGCGAGCUUGUUACACCAUGCUCUGCUGAACAACAAAUCAACAUCCUUGUUGGCUUGCAACAGCUCAAUCAUCCUUGGAAGCUGUCACUGUCGGAUCGCAGAAGCACCGCUACAGAAACGCGAGACGCUAUCAGCGUUACUUUAGCGGAAAUCGAAGCCGCGGAAGUACCGGUUGGGAUAACCAUAGACACACAUCGCGGAAACCCGAAUUUUUCCCCGUCUCAUGUGGUUGUGGGAAUUUUACGGGCAAAAACAGUUGCGUGUACUUUUGAUUCAUUACCGGAGGACAGCUCACAAGCGGAAACCGACAUGAGCUCUCUUGUUGACAUGCUGCUUACCAUGCCGGAUAAGGCUCUAAGGAAGUCCUUGCUGUGUAACGGAAGUACCCAGAUAUCAACGGAUGCCAUUGCAAAUAAAAGCUAAAAGACCUGAAAUCUUGUGCUGAUAUCUUGAUACGAGAGAAACAAGAAUCCAGUGACGUGGCUUUCAAGAUUCUUUUAGCUCCCUGCCAUCUGUUUAGGCAAUCAGUCCCGACAGUGCUCCCUGCCAAGAUAGAUGCAGCUGAAAUUUUGGACAUAAUAACUCCUGUGCUGCGCCAGUUUGCCUCUCUGCGGUUGUUCUUUAGCGAUGCUUUGCGCACCGCCGAGGAAAACAAAAAGUUUGUCCCCUACACCACAUACAACGACGUCUUGAAACGAAGAGAUCGGUUAGGAUAUGCCGAAACCGUCUGCAAGAAAGCCUUUCAAGAACGGUUAACGUUGCUGUAUAAAAAUGAGGCUGAUUUAGAUUAUCUGGAUUCUUGCCGCCAAUUAUGGGAAUACGGCGCAGUUGAGGUUAACGGAGCUCCAUUCUGUUUAAGUGAUUUUCAAAAAUUCAAGAACACCUUCCACAAGCUUGCCCAUACAGCCACCAUACUGGUCAAACUACGCGAUCUCAACAUUCCAUUUCUAGAUGAACAAAGUGAUGUGAGCAAUUUUGUUAAAAUCAGCGAUGCCGACGGAAUUUACAUUUUAUUCUUAAAUUCCGAAGAAGCCACAGCAAAACCAGAAACUUGGAAAAAUAACUGGGAAAAGUUCCUGGCGAUUGCUGCCCUUCCCAAAGAAAAUGAAAUGAAAUACGCUUAUGCGGUGGCCGAUUGCCACCGAGCGAAAAACCCCGGAUUCGAUAACAUUACCAUAGCGUACUAUUCACACGGCAAAUGCACCUCUAGCGAUGUUCUGAAACAAGGAAAUGUCACAAUGGCAGCACCUGUUGCGAAAUCGACUGCGUACCAUGCCUCAUCCCGGCCUAGCGAACGGUGCAUUGUGGAACUGCCCUGUCCGGCAUCGUUCACCGAAGCUUCGUUUAGGUGCAAUCGUGGCCACUGCUCUUGGCACUGCCCACAAUGUAAGGAAGCUCUUGAGUAUGGCUUUGACAACUUCUUCUAUUGCUCCUGUGGAAAAGCGCCCGCAAACUCCUUUGAGUAUCUGUGCAGCGACCCACUUCAUGGACCAAAAUACCAGGCGUAUUCGGCAAAAGAUCUGAGCGCUCAACUCAGCCAACUUUCUCCUGUCAAGCAACUAAAUAUUUUGAUACUGGGCGAAACUGGAGUGGGGAAGUCUACAUGGAUAAACGGUUUUGCCAACUAUGUGCAGUUCUCCACUCUCGCUGAAGCGCGCGAAGGAAUACCUGUUAAUUUAAUUCCGUCGCAGUUCACGAUGCUUGAUGAGAACUGUCAAGAAGUUGUAGUCAGUCUGGGUGAGCCAAAACAAUCAGCACGUCAGGGCGAGGUCUUGAAAGCCGGUGAAUCGGCUACACAAGAACCACGCUCUUACACGUUCCCCGGAAAGAAAUUGUUGAUCCGGUUGAUUGAUACUCCUGGAGUCGGCGAUACCAGAGGGGUUGACGUGGACAAAGCUAAUUUCCAAGCCGUUUUGAAGCACAUCUCGCGUUUCAAAGAAAUUCAUGGCAUCUGCAUCCUCUUGAAGCCCAAUAGCGCCCGCUUAACGAUCUUAUUCAGGUUUUGCAUCAGCGAACUGCUAACACAUCUGCAUAAAGACGCAUGCCGUAACAUAAUCUUCGUGUUCACGAACUGCCGGAGCACUUUCUACAGGCCUGGAGACACCUAUCCUGCCUUGAAGGAGAGACUGCUAGAACUUAAAAAGAGCAAUGAUGUCACCAUAACUUUGGAUAACAGCACGAUGUAUUGCAUGGACAAUGAGCCGAUCCGAUUUCUAGCGGCGGUGCGCUGCGGUAUUCACUUUUCACCGGUGGAGUUUGACAACUUUUUACUUAGUUGGCAGAAAUCGGUGGAUGAAACAAACAGAUUGAUAGCAUACAUUGCCGGCUUGGAACCGCAUAGCACACAAACCACUAUCUCCCUAAAUGAAGCUAGGCGACUGAUACUGCUGCUGGUUGAACCUAUGGCCGAAAUAGCACGCAAUAUCCAGAGCAACAUGAGGGCUGUAAAAUCCCAUAUGGAAGAGCUUGAGGUAUUAGAACAAUCGAGUGGCGAAUGGAAAAAAAAACUGUAUGUUCCUACUAUUAUUUUGGUACCUGAAGAAAUUCCUUAUCCAAUGACCGUAUGCAGAAGUGAGAAAUGUUGCAAGGUUAAGGGUUCAGUUGUACACUACACUAGCAUCUGCCACGAAGUAUGCCGUCUAAAUGACAUUGUCCCUGAAAGAUACCCGAACCCAGAGCUGCAGAAAUGUUAUGCAAUGCAGCUGGAUAACGGGAUGUCAUGUCGCGUCUGUGGCUGCAGGUGGGAUGAUCAUCUGCAUAUCACCUACAAACAGAUCGAGAAGACGAAAAAAAUCAAAGAUACUAAUGUCGAGAAGGAGCUUAAAACCAAAGGCGGUGAGGUAGGCGCAAAACGGAAAAUAAUUGCAAUUUCACAAAAAAGGUUAACGGAGCUGGAGAACGAAAGGCUUACUAUUACCAAUGUGUGUUCGAAAUUCGCAAUUUUCUUGAAAAAGAAUGCCAUUACACCUUAUAACGACAGCAUGGAGCAGUAUCUCGAUCACCAUAUUAGGUUGGAAGAAGACAGCGUAGCUGUCGGUGGCUCUCGGACACGGUUGGACGGUUACAAAGCUAUGCGAGAGGCAUAUGUACAAGAACGAAAGGUUCUGGAAGAGAAUUUGAAUGCCAACAAGGACGCAGAAGAUAGCAAUUUAACCCCGGAAAAAAUUUGUGAACUCGUGCAGAGUUUGUAUCACCUUAACAUUAAUGGGGAAGCAUUUCGCGCUUUCAUGGAGCAGAAAGAAAAAGGUACCAACCAUGCUGCACUGCACCUCGAGCGAAAUUAUAUGCCGACAAUGAAGAGUCGUGUUCAAACACAGAGUUUGCCGAAAAACAACUCUCCGGCAGCCGGUUUUGAAGAAAACAGCACUGAGCAAAAUUGCCCUGGACUUCAUGGUCUUCCUGCGCCUCCUCCAAGAGAACAAUCAUUAGUAGAAAAAACUGUCGGCUUCUUCAAACGGUUUAAGCCCUGGUAGGAUGCCAGCCAAAGUUUGUCAGAAGAACCAGGAAAGUGAAUGAAUGCAUUGACCCCGCUUGUUUAAAAGGAUGGAUGGAUCACAAGAUCCUUUUUAGUCUUGUACGAAAGCGGCAAUUUUUGAAGAUAUGCAACAAAGUUUACGAAGGUACUUUUAUUAUCUGCAACCGCUAAUUUUUAUUUGUUACCGUGAUUGCAAAAAUUUUUACUGUCAGUCUAAUUAGUAACAAACCCUCAACAAAUGAUUUUACCCGCAUGAUUUUACCCGCAAGCAAAUGAAUGGAUGCUCCGUUCA